UCUCAAAGCCAAAAGCGUAUGCCAUAGGUCCAUAUCAGUAAGAAUGAUCAAGGUCGGAGCAAACGGUUACAGUGGCAAACAAUUUGGUGAUACAACCAAAACCAAGAUCUUUGUCGGAGGAUUGCCGUGGGAGACUCGAGUCGACACCAUGAGACGCUAUUUCGAGCAGUUCGGGGAGAUCCUGGAGGCCGUUGUCAUCACUGACAAGUUCACAGCAAGAUCAAAAGGCUAUGGUUUUGUGACGUUCAAGGAUCCAGAAUCAGCUGUGAGAGCUUGUGAAAACCCUAAUCCUAUCAUCGAUGGAAGGCGAGCUAAUUGUAAUCUUGCAGUCCUCGGUGCACAGAAGAAUCGUCCAACCACUCCUCAGCCUCAACAUGAAGUUGUUGAGGGAAUGAAGAAAACCAGAUCAUCAUCCAUACCUUUCAUCAACACCUAUUUCCAUCACUCCAACCCCCAAUAUGCAUUAAUCCCUUAUUCGACUUACGGGCAUCCAAUUUACCAGCAAGACAAUAACUUUACAUUAAUGAAUUAUAAUUACACCGGAUAUGGUGGCUGGGGGCAACAGCAACACUACUAUCCUUAUCCUGGGGUGUACUAUUAUCCGUGUGUUCCAGUACAAGCACAACCUGGACAUAAUAGUCCAACAACAUCCAAUCCCAGACCCAAACUACAGAGCUUACCACUUGCACUUCCUACUACUACAGUCACAGGUACUUACUCCAACUUUGGUCUCUACUCUAACUAGUCCAGUGCAUGCUAGUUAUAUAUCCAAUGCCAGCACAAUCCAUUGCCGGAACCGCCAACAACUGCCUCCGAUUCUGCGAAGAGUUCAUCGACUAAUGUCCGGUUACAAAGUUGGGAUAGAAAGGGCCAAAGAGAUGCAAUAAUACAUUCCCUGUUAGACUAUGUUCUUUUAGCUACUUGAUUCAUUCAUACAUUUUUUUUCAUUGUCAAUAACCAAAAGGGAGCUUAUAACAAAAUUUCGUAGAUAUUUUCGGUUUUUGUUUUCAAA
This is a messenger RNA of Pyrus x bretschneideri (Chinese white pear), 1012 nucleotides long. Its product is annotated as probable RNA-binding protein ARP1. The record is from RefSeq and is a predicted model, not a curated record. The coding region runs from base 44 to 745 and encodes 233 amino acids. Lineage: Eukaryota; Viridiplantae; Streptophyta; Magnoliopsida; Rosales; Rosaceae. The transcript is spliced from 5 exons. Gene Ontology annotation, molecular function: RNA binding.